Drosophila suzukii is the source of this 3034-nucleotide messenger RNA. RefSeq names its product sodium/potassium/calcium exchanger 4. The record is from RefSeq and is a predicted model, not a curated record. Gene Ontology annotation, cellular component: plasma membrane. Gene Ontology annotation, molecular function: calcium, potassium:sodium antiporter activity; calcium channel activity. NCBI's taxonomy places the organism in Eukaryota, Metazoa, Arthropoda, Insecta, Diptera, Drosophilidae. Gene Ontology annotation, biological process: calcium ion transmembrane transport; intracellular calcium ion homeostasis.
CAGUUAAUUAGUUGUUCGAUACAAUUCUAGCCAAGCGGUUUGCUGGAGCUUGCCAGCAACACGAAUUAGGUACCGAGAACGGAAGUCCGAAAAUUCGAAAACCGAAACACCGAAAGUUUGAAUUUCCGCUAGCAAAACGAAUUCGAGCGCUCCGGUGCGCAUACGCCGUGUGUGUUCCCCAUUCUACAACAAGGUUUACAAAUAAAUUAUAAAAUCGGCUAAAGUGCCGCUAGCACGUGCAUUAUCCCAAAUUGUUUUUUAUUUUUUACGUUUCGUCGCCGUUUGUUUUUGUUCUUUUUUAACACUUAAUAUUUGAAAUGGUUAAAACUGCCCUUUUGGCCCUAUUCCUAAUAAUUUGUGGAUGCCUUUUAAGGGAUACUCAAGCGGAAGCAGCAAUUGGCAAUGGAAGCAAUUUUCUGGAAAUCUCACUGCGGUAUUUUGACGAGCAGCUUCUCCUGGAUAUUCUGCCACGUGCCACGUGUCCUGGAGAGGAUGAGGGAUCUCCGAUGGACGAGUUCGCCGACCUUUUUACGGUGGAACAACUCCGUCAGGGGUGGGUGGUGCUUCACGUCUUCGCCGCAGUUUACUUCUUCAUCCUACUGGCCAUCAUCUGCAACGACUACUUCCUGCCGACGGUGGAGUGCAUCUGCGAGGACUUGCACCUAUCAAAGGACGUGGCAGCGGCCACUUUCAUGGCCACGGCUACUUCCAUGCCCGAGUUCUUCACGAACACGAUCAGUACGCUGAUCUUAGAGUCGGAUAUGGGCCUUGGGACAAUCAUCGGUUCGCUAAUGUUUAACACACUGGGCGUGGCUGGAUUGGCCGCACUCGCCAUCGAUAAGCCCGUGCAACUGGACUGGUGGCCAAUAGCACGCGACUGCUUUAUCUACAUCUUCAACACGAUUAUCCUGCUGGUCUUGGCCUGGGGCGGCAGUAUUAGCUUCACGGAGUCGUGCAUAAUGAUGGGAUUCCUAGUGCUCUACUACCUCAUCACGUUCAACAACAAUAAGUUUAUGCCAUCCAUCCGCGUGUUUAUCGAAGAUCGGAUGAACUGCUGCUUCUCCACACGAUAUGACCUAACAGAGCCCCCAGAGAACAGUGCUAAGGCCCAGCUGCCGCUCAAGAAGGAUCCACUAUCCGGCGAUGGCCUCUUUGUGGUCAAUCUUCCCGAAAACACCUCGUCCAUGUCCUCCACAGCCAACCUCACGCACUCCAAGCACUGGAAUGGCGAGAAUAGCGAGAAUGACGAGAAGGAUGGUAUGCCUGAGAGUAUAUACUCUUAUCCGCUGGACGUUUCCGGAUGGAUGCAGUUUUGGUGGAUCUUCGUCUUCCCCAUUAAAUUCACACUAUCCCUGCUGAUCCCGCAUCCGAUGAAGUACCGCCGUCUGUAUCCAUUAUCCUUUAUCAUGUGCAUCCUGUGCAUCGGUGGGAAUGCCUAUCUUAUUGUCUGGAUGCUAACUGCCUUCGGUGUGGCAAUCCAUGUACCCACCAUUGUGAUGGGUCUGACCUUCCUGGCGGCUGGGUCCACCAUGCCAGAAGCCGUCUCCAGUCUUAUUUCGCUAAGAAAUGGUGAAAAUGGCAUUGGAGUUUCAAAUUCCUUGGGUGCCAAUUCGCUGGCCAUCUUGUUGUCCCUGGGAGUGCCGUGGUUCAUCAAGAACUGUAUCCACUACGGAACUGGGGAGCCCCAGCAGGUUGGCACCCAGGGCAUAGAGUACAAUAUUCUGAUCCUGAUCAUCUCCACGGUGGCACUUUUCGUAAUCCUCAGCUUCAGUGGCUAUCGCCUUACCAAGCGGGUGGGAGUGGCCCUCUUCACUGUCUAUGGGGUUUUUAUCGUUCUGCAGAUCCUCAUCGAGAUGAAUGUCUUCUUUCCCAGAGAUUGCAGUAGCUAGUAAUGGAACUGGAUCUGGAAACCCAGAGAUGGGAAAAAUCCACACUUAAAAAAUCAUUUUGGUGCUGGCACCACAAGGCUAUUACCCCAUCAACCCAAUUACAGGUCUGCAUUCGUUUUUAACUAUUUUUGGGUUAUACUAGAUCUGGUAAAGUUUGAUUAAAUUGAGACGAUAACUAUAACUUAAUGUAUUUUGUAAUUAUCAUUUUAAUUUUCAACCAAAAAUCGGACAGUGCAUACCCAGUAUUUUUGUACACUAGUUUACGCGUUGAUUAUUGCCUAAGACUGUCUUUAGGUUUAGACGACAAAGCUUUCAGCAGCGAUUUCUGUUUAUUUCGCGUUAUACACAUAUUGUUAAUGUGAUUCUGUGUAUGUCCCAUAGCAUGUACUUCCAUCCACAAAUGUUUUAACCGUUACCAAAGCCCAAAACGAGAUACUAGCAGUUAAGAGGAUAAAUUCACAUAUAAAUGAACGUACAACAUUCGCCAAUACUGCCCAGGCCCGAAAACGCAAUGAAAAAUUCGCAAACUCAUACACACAAUCUUUUCUUGAUAUUCUACUCUUUCAUGUAUGCUUAGCGAAGAAGCAUUUGUUAACGUUGUUAAAUACCCUUAUUGCCAUUGUUAUUAAUUUAUAAAUACACAUUAAGACAAAUGUUACCAAACUUGCCUUUCAUUUCUUAUUAUUUUUGGGCUCGGAAAUUUCUCCUUAGCAGCUUCUAUACUACUGACCAAAAUAAUAAUACCUUUUUUAGGGUAUAAUAAAACAGUAACGCUCGUGUGGCGGGUUGUCUUUAAAUGUAGUUUCAUUUGCAUUUGAGAAAUAUUGGAUUUAUCUUGAAGUUACAUCACAAAUAAUAUCUUUAAAUGAGAUCAAAUAGACUAAUACACAUCAAAUAAAUAAAAUCAAAAGCGAUAAUACAGAAAAGACCUAUGCUAACUAAUUGGUCUGUAUCUCGGUAUAUAAAUAAUGUUCCUUAAAUAUAUAUUUAUAAAUUUAUAAAGGUAAAUAUGAUCGGAGACUUUAAUCCUUUACCCGAUUGAACAUAAUUAAUAGUUAUUUCAAGGGUUUUUGUCUUUUGUUUGCACACAAUGUGUUGGCAAGUGCUUGGAGUUCCUCAGGGGGUAAGCGAAUCGUUUACACAAA